UGGUAUUUUUCUGGGUGGUCACGUGGUCAUCAUCCGUCACCAUCCAAAAUGGCUGCGCCCUGCAGAACAGAUGCAAUAUUUGAAACUGUAGUUGAAGAGAUUGAGACAAAUGAAAUGUGUUCGAAGAAGGCUGCGUCGUUGGCACCUCUUGUUUUGCAUAUGGUGGCUGAAUGUCCAGUGACCAAAGCCAGAGUCUGCGAUCUCACAUUGCCACACUGUACCGUGAAUACACCGGUGUUCAUGCCCGUUGGCACUCAAGGCACACUCAAGGGAAUAACUGUCGACCAACUAGAGGAGCUCAACUGUCAAAUAUGCCUUGGCAAUACCUAUCAUUUGGGUAUGAGACCGGGUCCUGAAUUAAUUGAUAAAGCAAAUGGCCUUCAUGGUUUCAUGAACUGGAAAAGAAAUCUUUUAACGGACAGCGGAGGGUUUCAAAUGGUGUCUCUGGUUGAGCUGUCAGAAGUCACAGAAGAGGGGGUGAAGUUUCGUUCCCCAUAUGAUGGCAAGGAAAUCCUCCUGACACCUGAACAGUCAAUCGCUAUACAAAACAGUCUUGGGUCCGACAUAAUGAUGCAGCUGGAUGACGUGGUCAGCAGCACUGUAACAGGGCCUCGAGUGGAAGAGGCGAUGCACCGGUCGAUCCGCUGGCUAGACCGCUCUAUAGCAGCCAACAAGAACCCUGACCGACAGAACUUGUUUGCCAUCAUACAGGGAGGGCUUAACUCCCAGUUGCGCAAAGCAUGCUUAGAGGAGAUGACGAAACGCGACGUCCCUGGUUUUGCCAUCGGGGGUUUGAGUGGUGGGGAGGAAAAGGAUGAUUUCUGGAAAAUGGUGACCCUCAGCACAGACCACUUGCCCCGCUGCAAACCCCGUUACCUGAUGGGUGUUGGCUAUGCAGUGGACCUGGUGGUGUGUGUGGCUCUUGGGUGUGACAUGUUUGACUGUGUCUUUCCCACUCGCACAGCGAGGUUUGGCUCGGCGCUGGUACCCUGGGGAUCUCUGCAGCUCAAAACGAAGCAGUUUGCCAAAGACUUCCAGCCCAUUGAUCAAGAGUGCCAGUGUGCCACCUGUAGAAGACACACGCGGGCCUACCUUCAUGCACUGCUAAAAUGCGAUACAGCUGGAAUGCACCAUAUAACUGUCCACAACAUUUCUUACCAGCUUACCCUGAUGCGCUCAGUGCGUGAAAGUAUUAUUGAGAAGAGGUUCCCGGAGUUUGUGAAGUCUUUCAUGAAGAGAAUGUUUCCUACAUCAGACCAGUACCCCAGGUGGGCUGUGGAGGCGCUUGCUUCAGUAAACAUCACCCUGGACUAGCCUUUGCAGGCUGCCCAGCAGCUGUUGUCUAGUGACACUGAAGAAAAAUGGACCUCCUUUUUUAUUGCUCAGGACUUCUUUUUGCCCAAUGCCCAACACCUGCUCAUGUUUUUUAACCUACUUUCCUUUUCCUCUUUUUUACAGUUUAGUUUUAUUUCCAUUUCUGUCCAGGUUUGUUUGAGUGGUACAAGUUUCAAAAGACAUAUUCAUUGAGACACUGUUUCUUUGAACAGCAUCCUGCUGAAAUGUUACUGGGGCAAAAAAAUGAAUCGCGCCAAAUUAAUUCUCACUUUAGACAUAAAAACAUCCAUCUAUGAGAUAUUUAAGCUUUUUCUACUAGCAAUUUUAACUGCUUCUAUUUUGUAAUCAGCCAUUAAAAUAUUAAAUGUUGAUUUAGAAUUCC
Clupea harengus (Atlantic herring) is the source of this 1717-nucleotide messenger RNA. It is a transcript of the gene qtrt1, whose product is annotated as queuine tRNA-ribosyltransferase 1. The record is from RefSeq and is a predicted model, not a curated record. NCBI's taxonomy places the organism in Eukaryota, Metazoa, Chordata, Actinopteri, Clupeiformes, Clupeidae. Gene Ontology annotation, cellular component: cytosol. Gene Ontology annotation, molecular function: tRNA-guanosine(34) queuine transglycosylase activity.